Messenger RNA from Porites evermanni, 1833 nucleotides. The record is from the annotation of a GenBank genome assembly. NCBI's taxonomy places the organism in Eukaryota, Metazoa, Cnidaria, Anthozoa, Scleractinia, Poritidae.
AUGCAUUCCGAACACCAAGAUUUUCGAAGACGCCUAUGGAGACUUUUUGACCGGAAGGGCAAGGCUAUAAAGUACGUAAUGCUGGAAUAUUCCUUCAAAGGUGAAGAACGUGCCAUUGCUUCUUUGCCGCAUCGCAGCUCCAAAAAUGACAAGCCAUUUCUUCGCACUGAAAAAAGCACCAAAGAUAGGGUGAAAUCCUUGGUUAAAGAUGGAAAAAGACCGUCAGAGAUCUAUGAUACAGUUCUGGAAGAAAAAGGUGGCUUGAUGAAAGCAGAAUCUCUGUCCUCGCUUCCUCUCCACUCUCAGGCCGCUAAUUUUAAAAGCGCACAGAAAGAAGAUUCUCAGAAGGAUGAGCUUUGGGCGAUUGCAAAUUUGGCCAAAAAGGAAGUGAGCAAUGGCACUCCUUUUGUAAGGUACAUAGACUGUUGUACCGGCAAUGUGUUUCUCGCAGAUGAUAGACAACUAGACGACCUGCAACGUUUCUGUACAAAUCCACAGCAUUUUGGAGUACUCGGCGUGGACACUGUUUUCAACUGUGGCAAUUUUUAUGCAACACCGACGACAUAUCCCCAUCUUCUACUGAUUGAUAAGACCACUUUGAAAUCUCCGACAAUGUUAGGCCUAGUUACUGUUCACAAACGGUUAAACACUGAGUGUUACGAUUACCUAGCAGCGUCGCUGACCAGGGCUAAGCCAGCAUUGAGGAAUGUCCUGGCCGUUGGAAGCAAUGGUGACAGCAAGAUUUUCAACGGUAUGAAGCAGCAAUUUCCCGCUUCUACGUGGGUGCUCUGUCAGAAGCAUGUAGAGGACAACCUAAGACGCUAUUUGACCAGCAUUGGUAUUACUGGCAAUGAUCAGCAAUUAUUCAUUGGUGACAUUUUUGGCGAUAUACAACAGCGAAAAAGUGGCUUAUCAGAUAGUGUUGCAGGAAUGCAAUUUGGCAAGCGACUUAAAGCUGCCAAAGAUCGCUGGGAUCAAAAGGAACGCAGCAUACGCAAUGUUAAAGAAGCCCAGUUUUACUCCUGGUUUGUGCGAUACAAGGCUGAUAAGAUCAAGGAGAAACUCCUUUAUCCUGUUCGAAGGGAUGUUGGUCUUGGCUACGACUUCAAUUACAACAAUGCAAAUGAGUCGAUCAAUAACUCGGUGAAAUGAAAAAAGGACUACGAACGUUGUAAAGAAAUCGUGGAAUUCACCGAAAAAGUGAGAGAAAUCAAAGACAUUCAACAAAGAAAUGUUGAAGGUGCUGUGAUAGGGGAGGGACCUUAUCAUUUGCGCAAUAAUUACGCAAAGGAGCUGGAGGUUGAUCCUGAUGUCUGGUUCCAUCAGAUGACACCACUACAACGUCAGCAAAACCUCGAUAAGCUUAUGUCCACAGAAGUUAAGCUACCAGAGUCACAACUUCAAGAUGAUGCAGGUGCAGGCCCUAAACCAACUGAAAGCCGCCCUAAAUCAACUGAUGCCAUUCUCCACCUAUCAAUGUGAUUCGAAGAGUCUCGCUUAUCAAGACUUGUGUAUGCAGGAUUAUGGCAAAAAGCAAAUGAAUUGGUUGCCAAAGAAAAUGCAAUGUACCCGGUCCCUGGGACACAAAACAACCAAGCGUUUUUCGUGGAAAGUGCAAGUGGAGGGCCAUCAAAACCAAACCACGAUGUUAUCAAACCAAACAGUGGUGUCGUAUGCGAUUGUGAUAAGUUUAAAGAAACUCGUUUAUGUAGCCAUUCAAUCGCUGUUUCAGAAAGAACUGGAACACUUGAAUCACAUAUUCUGUGGUUCAAGAAAACUGAAUUUCAACCAAAUCUUUCCUCACUGGCUGUGCGGGGAGGUCCAUCAGUUUAA